Anarrhichthys ocellatus (wolf-eel) is the source of this 1879-nucleotide messenger RNA. It is a transcript of the gene cwf19l1, whose product is annotated as CWF19 like cell cycle control factor 1. NCBI's taxonomy places the organism in Eukaryota, Metazoa, Chordata, Actinopteri, Perciformes, Anarhichadidae. The transcript has 14 exons. Gene Ontology annotation, biological process: mRNA splicing, via spliceosome. Gene Ontology annotation, cellular component: post-mRNA release spliceosomal complex. Bases 67 to 1746 code for a protein of 559 amino acids. Gene Ontology annotation, molecular function: RNA lariat debranching enzyme activator activity. The record is from RefSeq and is a predicted model, not a curated record.
ACCAAAACGUUCAAGCUGCAAAAAUCCAAAUCACACAUUUUUAACAGCGAAUAUUUAGCCAAAAACAUGGCAGAACAACCGGUGAGAGUCUUGGCGUGUGGAGACGUUGAAGGCCGGCUGAACGCUCUGUUCUCCAGAGUGCAGAGCAUCCAGAAGAAGACGGGGCCAUUCGAUCUGCUGCUGUGCGUCGGAGAGUUUUUCGGGACGUCGCCGGAGGCCGAAGCAGAGUGGCAGCUGUACAAAACCGGAGCCAAGAAAGCUCCCGUCCACACUUACAUCCUCGGAGCAGCGAGCCAGGAGGCGGUGAAGUGUUUCCCCGGCGCCGACGGCUGCGAGCUGGCCGACAACAUCACGUAUCUGGGUCGGCGCGGUGUGUUCACGGGCGUGUCCGGGCUACAGAUCGCCUACGUCAGCGGUCGGGAGGCCCUCCAGGAACCGGCCCCGGCUCACUGCUUCACCUCCAAAGACCUGUCGGCCCUCGUGGCCCCGCUGACCGGAAGCUCCAAGUUCAGAGGAGUCGACGUCCUGCUGACGUCACAGUGGCCCCGAGGCGUGUGGCAGUACGGGAACGCCCCGGAAGUGAACACUAAGUUUUGUGGCAGCGUCUCCGUCGCCGACCUCGCCGACCACCUGAAGCCGCGAUACCACUUUGCUGCACUAGAGGGCGCUCACUACGAACGGCUGCCCUACAGGAACCACGUUAUUCUCCAGGAGAACGCUCAACACGUCAGCCGCUUCAUCGCACUGGCGGCCGUCAGUAACCCGACCAAGAAGAAGUAUUUGUACGCCUUCAACAUCAUCCCCAUGAAGACGAUGGAGGCAUCAGAGCUGGUGAAGCAGCCGCAGGACGUGACGGAGAACCCGUACAGACGCUCCACCAGAGACAAGACGGACAAACAGAAGACGAGCUUCACCACACAGGAGGAGGAGCCGGCCAAUCAGUUCUUCUUUGACCUGAGUCAGAAGCAGGGGGCGGGGUUUAGAGGCCGAGGCAGGAAGAGGUAUUCAGAUGGAGACGGAGAAGGAGGAAGAGGAGGAGGAAGAGGAGGAGACGGACGUCCUGAGGGACAAAACAAGCAGCCCCGCAGGCACCCUCAGCCGACCGGUCCGUGCUGGUUCUGUCUGGCCAGUCCUCAGGUGGAGAAGCACCUGGUCAUCAGCAUCGGAACACAUUGUUACCUGGCUCUGGCCAAAGGCAGCCUGACGCCCCAGCACAUGCUGAUCCUCCCCAUCGGUCACUACCAGUCGGUGGUGGAGCUGAGCUCCGAGGUGCUGGAGGAGAUGGAGAAGUACAAGUCGGCCCUGAAGAGCUUCUACAAGAGCCGAGGAGAGCGCUGCGUUCUGUUUGAGAGGAACUACCGGAGCCAGCACCUGCAGCUGCAGGUGGUCCCGGUGCCGCUGGACCGCUGCACCACGGAGGACAUCAAGGAGGCCUUCAUGGUGCAGGCUCAGGAGCAACAGAUGGAGCUGAUGGAGAUCCCUGAACACACCGACCUCAAACAGAUUGCUCCUCCAGGGACACCGUACUUCUACGUGGAGUUGGACUCGGGGGAGAAACUCUACUACCGCAUUCAGAAACACUUCCCUCUGCAGUUUGGAAGGGAGGUUCUGGCCAGCGAGGCGUUGCUGAACACCCCGACUCGAGCUGACUGGAGGGAGUGUAAACAGAGCCGGGAAGAGGAAGAGGACGGCUGCAAGCGGCUGAGAGACGACUUCCAGCCGUAUGACUUCGCCUGGGAAGACUGACACACACACACACACACACGCACACACACUUUCUACAGAAUCUCCCUCCUUUUAUAUUGUGAAAGAAACGGUUCACUUUUUUUCCGCUUCGAUCGACACCACUCACAUUUCCGUACGGCGAAUGUGAAGCUAC